AUGUGGCGCUGCGCUGUGAGUUCUGGACUGUUGCCGUACUCCAUGCGGAUGCGGUGUAUGUCGACGCAGGCAUUUGUUGUGGCCGUAGAAAAGGCGCAGCAGCAGUUAGCUGCGUCCGAGCGAAGGCAGGAGCUCGUCUUGCACGGCCGUCACCUGUUUGAAUCUGAGAGUCUAGACGACAUCAAGACUGCCUGGAGCCCAGGCGUGGCCGGGACGGUCUGCCACGCCGCGACGCAGCUGCGCAUCUCCCCCACUAAGGGGCAACCAUUCACCGCCGUGGUGGAGCGCAGCCUCUCUCGCGAGGCGGCGGAGGCGAUGGAUGCGCCAUCCCUGGCCCGCAUCGUGCAUGCCUGUCUGGUGCUGCGAUCACCACUCCUCUAUGAGGUUUUAUUUACCUACAUUCGUCCCCUCAUCAAGCUGGCGCCGACCUUGGACACUGUGUCGUGUGCUGUACUCCUUAACGCCUACGGACGAGCGCAAGUGCAGCAUGAGGAACUCUACAAAGUUCUCUGCGAUCGGGCCACGAUUGUCAUGAAAGACCCUCGCACAUUUGUGGCGCAUACAGCAAAUGUUGCCCAUGCACUGGCACGUGUUCAUUUUUUUCACAGAGAUCUCUUUCUUGUUUUGCGUGAUCAGGCAGUUCGUCAUGCAACACAAGGCCCCGCACUUGUGCCCGUGACCAUCCUUGACGCGUUUGCCGAGGUUGGAUUUGUCGAUGACUCCCUCUUCAGCGUGCUGGAGGAACGACUGAUGAAGGAGCUGACCGAUUUGCCAGCCCCCCUCAUGGCAUCCCUGGUUGCAUGCUUGGUAAAAGCAGGGAGGGCGUCGUCACCGCUCUUUACUGCGUGUGGGGAACGCGUAACAGCUGUGGGCGGGACAUUUGAUCCCACAUCCAUUGCAAAGACAUGUGACGCGUACUACCGCGCAAAUGUUUUGGCAGAGGAGGUCUUCGGCGCCCUCGCAGAGCGAGCCUGCAAAGUGGCAGCUGACUUCCGAGCAGACGAGAUUCAUCUCACAUUAAACGCUCUUGGCUCGUUUGACCUUUUUGACGGUGAACUGUUUCCGUUGCUUGCGUCUCGCUUUGUAUCGAUUGUGAAGCAGGGCGGGUAUGUUAGUCCUCUUGACGCCGCUGGCGUUCUCGCUAGCUUUGCCGCUGUACAGGAACGAAGCGAUGAGCUUGUUCACAUCUGUACCCAGCUGUUGGCUGCCCACCGUGACGCUCUUGACGGGGCGACAUUGGUGCAGGCUCUCUGGGCCUGCACUGUACUCAACGUGCGAAACGAAGCCCAACAGUCUCUUGUAGGGUACGCGAAGGGCGAUGCAGCGAGGCUCCCCAGCGAGGAAGCCGCAGCGAGGCAGUCCAAGGUGGCGCUUGAGCGCCUUCAGUACGUCAAGAAGGCCUACGGUUUGACUGGGCCACAAGCUGAGGCGUCGUCGUGA
Molecule: messenger RNA, 1440 nt
Organism: Trypanosoma conorhini
Lineage: Eukaryota; Euglenozoa; Kinetoplastea; Trypanosomatida; Trypanosomatidae
Exons: 1
Coding region: 1-1440 (479 amino acids)
Source: RefSeq, a predicted model, not a curated record